UUCCCUCUUCUCUCUAGAGAUUCUUUUUCAGAAAUCUCUCUCUCUUCUUUCUCUUUCUCUUUCUCUCUCUCUCUCUCCCUCGAAAAUUCAUAAUAUCUUUCUUAAACCAAAUAGAAAUGGAAAACAAUUCAGCAGUGAUUGCAAAGAAAGUGUGGAACAUAAUACGUGUGGCAUUCUUCAUGCUCAGAAAAGGCAUAUCAAAGGGCAAGCUAAUGAUGCACCUUAACGUCAUGCUCAAACGCCGCAGCAAACUCGCCGGCAAAGCCAUCACCGACCUCAUCUUCCACCACCACAACCACCAUGUCGGAGUCUCCGGCAACGACCUCCAGUUCUCAGCCGCCAGGGAGUACGAGUUCAGCUGCAGCAACACCCCCAACAACUUCUUUGCCACCAAGCGCCACCGCCACAACCCUUUCUUCACGUGCGCUCACGCGCCUCCCACCUUCGAGGACGACGCCGUCACCGUUAAUGUCGUUCAGGGCGUGCUGGAGAUGCUGAACAAUGAGGCGGUGAUGGAGGCGCCUCCCGCCGACGCCGCAUUUCGUAGCCCUGCGGUGAGGCAGCUUAGGGUUACAGACUCUCCGUUCCCACUUCGUGAGUACGAGGAUGACAGGGACAACCAUGUUGACAAGGCGGCGGAAGAGUUCAUAAAGAGGUUUUACAAAGAGUUGAAGAAGCAAACUUGAGUUUCUUUCUGCACAAACAACGUUAAUUUUGAUACUUAUGAACUUAAUUAAUUAAGUUAAGCUAAUCAGCAGUUUUGAAAGUAUAUUUAAUAGAUGAUAAUGUGUGUGGAUUAGGAAAAGGAUGCAUUUUAGUUAUUUGCAUUCAAGAAUUUUGUAUGUUUAGUACUAUGAACAAUAAAAACCAAGUGAUUAAUUAAUGAGUCUAAUUAACUCGA
Messenger RNA from Vigna unguiculata (cowpea), 901 nucleotides. RefSeq lists its product as uncharacterized. Lineage: Eukaryota; Viridiplantae; Streptophyta; Magnoliopsida; Fabales; Fabaceae. The record is from RefSeq and is a predicted model, not a curated record.